GCAACAGUCACGAAAGAUCGAACCACCGUUGAUCUUGAAAACCCAACUUUGAAAGGACCAUCCGACCACCAAAGCCCAAGGAAAGAGGCUUCCAGAUCAUAGUUGUACUUUCUCUCUUGUCCAUUGAUCAUCUUACGUCUCUUGCUAUACCCAUUGCUUUGUGCUCUCCAGCCAUGCUAUUCUCCCCCCUGAAACCACGGCAAGGGAAAAAGCUGCAACCCAACAAGCGCCAACAACGAGCCAAACUGAGCAAUAUCAUAUUCAUCUUGUUUUCGGUACUGGGAGUUAUCAUCUUCUGGGUCGGGUUCCAAGUUGCCCCGCAACGACUAUCACUCGCCCUGAGUCGACGAGUGCCACGAGCCAAGAGUUCUCUGCCGCUCUUUGUCAAACCACCUCCCCAUUCGCUGCUCAGUCAUGCCACAGUACCUCAAGUGGAUGCCUAUAUUAAUGGCACUAGUACAAGUAAUACGGCACAAUCUACCUGGUUGGGAUCGAUGAAGUACCUAGAAUCGCCCAGUUGCAAACAAUACGCGUCUUGCGAAAUUCAUUUUCCAUUUUUGGACAUUGAAGAAGAAGGAGCCGAUUGGGCCGAAGAACGGAUACGCAACCAUAUCGACAAAAGGACUGACUAUGCCGUCUUGACACGCAAGGGAUUCAAAGCUCUCGUUACCAAUGUCAAAUCCAAUCAAGAUCGAGCCUUUGUCAUUGCACCCCUCGAAGCCGUAGAAGAAUCGGCAUUGCCGGUUGGGCCGGACGAUUUCCUCAUGGGACUCUUUGAUGGACACGGACCCGUCGGGCACGGAACGGCCCAUUUUGCUGCCAUGGAAUUGCCAGCCCUCAUUUUGCGCAAUAUGCAACGACGGAAAAAAUUCAUACCGGCCCGCCAUGUUACAGAGGGCGUCCAAUCCGCACUCAAAGAUUCCUUUGUCAGUCUCGAUGAGAACAUUCCCUUUUUGGAAACAUCGGGGAGUACCGGGAUAAUCAUUUUGAGACUAGGAACCCACUUGUUCUUUGCCAGUACGGGAGAUAGUCAAGCGUUUUUGAUCAAGGCUGACACGGCACGACAAGGCCCGGAUGCUGUCACCAUUGUACAAUCCACAAUACCGCAUAAACCCGAUCAAGUCAUGGAAACGGCACGGAUCCGAUCGGCCGGUGGAAGUGUCAUUCCCAAAACCAAUAUGGAUACUUCCAGUCGCGUCAUUAUUCCAGUAGGAGAAGAUGGUACCACUCUGGCACUGGCCAUGUCACGGUCUCUGGGCGACCCGGAAGGCAAAAAUGCCAAUGUCAUUAUCCCGGAUCCCAAUGUGGAUUUUAUUGAUCUGGCCAAAUUGGAGCAACCACAACAACAAACGGAUGCGCCCUCUCAACCACGGUACUUUGUCGUUGUGGCCAGUGAUGGAUUGCUCGACAAAAUUUCGCCGUUGAAAGUAGCGCAGCGAAUGGCGCAAAGUUUCUACCAUGAAACACCACCCAAUCCAUUAAUGGCCGCCAACGAGCUCAUUCAAAGUGCCUCGCAAAUGUGGUUCUCUGGGGGAGACAUGAUGAGAUAUCGAGAUGAUAUCAGCAUUGCUGUCAAGAUGAUUGAUCUGUAAUAACAGAUGGAAAGAAACAAAAACAAAAGCACGCCGUACACCUUGCAGGAUGGAACGUACUGCGCGAAGAUGGCAAUCAUCCAGUCUGGGGACAGUCAGACACCAGAAGGAAGCUGUAUUUGCUUCUACAAGCAUGGGGCUCCCUCUGAACUAUCGUCUAUAACAGUUUGUCUACGUGUACGGUGCAGUGUCGAGACGACGACAUUGCACGGUAGAAGAACCCCCCUACCGGCGAACAACACCGCUGGUGAACGAUGAUUAUUCUAGAAAAACCUAACUAGAUAGAGUCGUUGAAGCGUGAGAAUGCAAUGGAUGCUUAGAUACAUGUACGAGAGAAAGUCUUGAUUGUGUUUUUAUUCGUUGUGUGUUAUUUUAUAAAUGGAUAGUCGAUGGUUUAUUGCAUUCUGCUAGUGAAAUUUGUUGGUGA
Molecule: messenger RNA, 2019 nt
Organism: Seminavis robusta
Lineage: Eukaryota; Bacillariophyta; Bacillariophyceae; Naviculales; Naviculaceae
Source: the annotation of a GenBank genome assembly